Molecule: messenger RNA, 261 nt
Organism: Anopheles marshallii
Lineage: Eukaryota; Metazoa; Arthropoda; Insecta; Diptera; Culicidae
Exons: 1
Coding region: 1-261 (86 amino acids)
Source: RefSeq, a predicted model, not a curated record
AUGGCAAUACUCUUGAUACACUUGCGCCGCAUUCUGCUUCUGGUCACGGUCGUCUAUCUGGUCGGGGAGUUCGUGCGGAAGCUGCUGUACGGCGGUACGGCGGCCGUACUGCGCUCUUCGCGUUCCGUCAGCGGUUUCCUGUUUGCCAAACGGCUUCACCUGCAGCCCUGGUUCUACAUCUACACGGUUUAUCUGUACGCGCUGCUCCAGAACGGGCCCGGCUUUAAUCAGCUGAAUCUGUUCGAUAACUUCUUCCGAUAA